UAGUCUUUACUCUGGAGAAAAGCGAAGGGGAGGGGAGGAGGAACACGCGCCGGUAGUGGGAUGGACGGGUAAAGCAUGGAGUCUUCUGGCGCAUAUUUGAGCUGCCAGAGGCAAGACGAGCACUUCACCGAUGAAUGAGUGACGGGUCGCUCUUCUUAGACGCCCCCUUCAAAUACCAGACCCCGUUCAUUAGCUUAAAUAACGACUAAACACCGAGUGCGGGAUAUUUGUGACUUUCUAUAACGGCUGAGCGCCGAUCUUAAGGUUUACUGAGCAUAAGGACACAUCUCUGAGGAAACCAUGGAAACGGAAUCAUCCCAAUUAGUGAGUAACGGAACGAAUGAGAGUGAGCCUCUACCGGUGGACUAUCCCGGAGGAGAGAUGCCAGCCUCUCUCGGUGUACGGAGAGGGUCCAGCGUGAAGAAACAUCACCACAAACACAACCUGAAGCACCGCUACGACCUGUUCGAGACGCUCGGCAGAGGAACAUAUGGAAAAGUGAAGAAAGCCAUAGAGAGGCUCACUGGACGAGUGGUGGCGAUUAAAUCCAUCCGAAAGGAAAAGAUUAAAGAUGAACAAGACAUGGUGCACAUUCGCAGGGAGAUCGAGAUCAUGUCUUCUCUCCGUCAUCCACACAUCAUCUCUAUAUACGAAGUGUUCGAGAAUAAGGAUAAGAUUGUGAUCGUGAUGGAAUAUGCCAGUAAGGGUGAGCUGUACGAUUACAUCAGCGAGCGCCGAAGGCUCAGCGAAAGGGAGACCAGACACUUCUUCAGACAGAUCGUCUCUGCUGUUCAUUACUGCCACAAGAACGGAGUAGUACACCGAGAUCUCAAGCUGGAAAACAUUCUCCUGGAUGACAACGGUAACAUCAAGAUUGCAGAUUUUGGUUUGUCCAACCUCUACCACAAGGACAAGCUUCUUCAAACGUUCUGCGGCAGCCCGCUUUACGCUUCCCCUGAGAUUGUGAAUGGACGACCGUAUAGAGGCCCGGAGGUUGACAGUUGGGCGUUGGGCGUAUUACUCUACACUCUUGUCUACGGAACAAUGCCCUUCGAUGGAGGAGACCACCAAAGACUCAUUCGCCAGAUCAGCAAUGGAGAAUAUAGGGAACCACCACAGUCAUCAGAUGCUCGUGGUUUGAUCCGCUGGAUGUUGAUGGUUAAUCCAGAUCGCAGGGCUACAGUUGAGGACAUUGCGAAUCACUGGUGGGUGAACUGGGGCUGGAAAACCAGCGUAUGCGACUGCCAAACGCAAAGGGAAAAUAGCUCGCCUAUGCUGGCCCGCUUCAUUGACUGGCAGAACCGCACCGAGGUCCGUCCAGGCAAAGUUCAAUGCCCAGAGCCUGGUAACAUUAACAAUGUCACUAAUACAGCCUUGACUCCAGCCCGGCGUCUGAGAAAGUCCAUGAAGGAGAACGAUGGUGGGAUGUGGGGUGUUGCAGAGGAGAAGCCAGGCCUCAAGAGACCAAAGAGCAUCCUGAAGACUCGAGCGUCCAGUGGAGACCAGCGGUCCCAGAGUCUGUGCGAAGUAGAGCUUAGGCGGUCCAUUUGCUACCAAGAUGUCGAGUCCGGCUCCAGUCCAGAGCGAGAGGACACACUGGGUGGCUCGCCAGCCAAAAUGGUGUCCAUGUUACCUAAGAAAGGCAUUCUGAAAAAUAAUCAGCAGCGUGAGUCUGGAUAUUACUCCUCGCCAGAGCGCAGCGAGUCCUCCGAACUGUUAGGGGGUGCCACUGUGCAGCCUCCAAACAGCUCACCACCCAAACGGACUGUCGGGAGGAAAGGUAUACUGAAGCGUAACGGGAGAUAUUCCACGCACAGUGCCGUGGAAGUCCAUGGGGAGGUCCCGGCAGACUCAACUGUCUUGCGGAGCCAAAGCAGACCAUCCAGCAUCUUGUAUGAGGAGACGGGUCUCUCCAGCAUGGGGUUGGACUGGCCUCCCGCCUCUCCGAAACCCAACAUCCGGGGGUCGCUGUCGGCCGAAGACUUGCUGCAGAUGGCUGGGUUCAGGGGCCUUCAGACCAGCGGAAAGGGCGUUCGCAGCCCUCCCGGUUCCCCUGGAGACAAUGGCAGCUUCUCCUUACUGGGCGAUCUGGAUGAUGUUACCCAGGUGUACCAGAAAGCCCUGGAUAUCACCAGCCAGCUAGGCUAGACUUGGACAAAAAGGCAGAGAGACUGGAAGAGUGAACGAUUCCCAGCUUGUCCUUCUCAUCACAGUGCUGCUAGGUAAAUGUUUACAGGUCGAGAAGCGGGACAUUUCAAAUCUCCAUUCACCAACUCGUGUUGAUGAGCAUUUCUCAUGAUAUUCCCGUUUUAGACUCGACAGUUGAGGGGGAACAACCGAAGCACUUUAAAGUGUCUGUUCUCUGAGAUGCAGCACGUAAUGACAGCUGGGAUUGUGUUAUUUAAAUUAUUUAUCUGUCAUUUAUGGUUUGGACAUUUUGAAAAACACCAAGGCCAUUUCAUAGUUUAUGGGAGAGCGUUUUUAUCAAUACAGGUCAUGCAUUAUGAAAAGUGUUAGAUAAAUGGCAUUUGAACAUCUGUAUAAUAAACUUUAAUUGUAUUAUACCAGCAAUUUCAAUGAAGUGCAUGCACAACAGUCCAUCAGUAAUGCUAAGACUAAAAGUUAAGGAGUGUUUUUGAGAAUAUGAAAAGAUGUAGGUUUAUUAUAUAAAAAAUAAGAGCAUUUUGUCUUUAUUGUCUUUUGUAAACCGUUUUGACAGCACUUACAGAAAAGUAGCAAAAGGUACUGUACUACAGUACCAACAUGGUUUUUGAACAUGUAUCAUGGUACUACCAUGGUAAUGUUGGAGGGGGGCUAAUUUAUUAUUAUUAUUUAAAAAAAAAAUACCAGUAAACUUUGGCAGCUCUAAAAUAUAACCAACAAUAAUUACAAGUAACUAAAAUUCUAAAACUAAACAAAUGUAAAAAAUCCAAAUAAAAUGAAAUUCUAAGUUACAAUAACUCUGCUUUCUAAAGUUUAAUUAAUUUCAGUAUGUACAAUGGUAUAUAUCAAAGUGCCAUGAUAUCACCUUCACUGUACCAUGAUACUUUUUUGUAAGGGAAGUAACAAGAUGUCAUAAAAGGUACCAAAAAUACACUGAGAGGAUAUCAUGAUCUCAGAGCUCAUUCUAACCUGUUGUGACAGAGACGGAGUCAUGCAAAUGUUGACAUAUCUCUGAGAUCAGCUAGAGAGCAACUAUUGCAACACAAAGCACAGGAAAGGUCAAAGGGCAAAGGUUGCAUCAGUGUUAUGAUACCCUACAUUCUCAUUCUCUCUCACACAGACACACACACAAUGCUAGUGCACACGGUAAUUAUAUGAGCUCCCUGAAGCAUGAAAGUGUGGAAAGACAAGCUUUGACCUGUGGUGAAAUUCUGGCCCAGAAAUGACCUACGUUUCAACAGCACAUGCCUUUUAAGACAGGAAAGAGAUGCCAAACUAUUCUUUUCACAAGGUGGAGUGUUAAAAGACACAUAUUCUGAAAAUGAAAAGGUUUCACUUAAAAAGUGGGAAUAAAAAGGUCAUGUUUCAAACUGUAAAAUCUUCAGGAUGUGGUAUGUAUUGUGCACGUGCAAUUGUUUUAUUGUUCAGCAUACAAUGGCAUGUCAAGAUCAAAUGAAGAUACUAUGCCAUUUUUUCCGUUAUUUUGUUUGUUUUUGGUUGUUCCACUAGUUUAAUUUCCUAAAUUGCUCACACAGGCUUAAUUUCCAAACAUUGGUUGCAUGUGGCAUUUUUACUGUGGGUUAAGCAUGAACUAUAAUAGUCUAGCUUUAAACUUUAAGUGUGUGCUUAACAUUUAAAAUCUGCAUUAAGAUAUACAGUACAGUACAACGCAUUUCUGUCAACCUAAGCAUCAAUGCAGUUAUAUAUGAAGUAAAGUGUAACCAUUUAAAUAUAUAUAAGAAAUUAACUGGAAAAAGAUUGUGUUUAUCCUUUAGGAUAUCUAUUAUAGGUCAUUGAGAAAACUUGACUGGAUAUACUACAUAUUUAAAUUGUGUUAUUUAAUGUGUCUUGUAUUAUAUUCUGUACAUUGUCAUGGCUAUUUGCCUCUCUGUACUUUUUUUUUUAAAUCUUUUUGGACUAAUGAUUGUCUUGAUUUGUGCCUUCAUUAACAUAAGAUUGUCCUGAUAAUGUUAAUGUUACUCUCAGUUUAAAUAAUUUGCAGUAUUGUGUAAGAGUUUUUAAAUAGGCAUCCAUGGAAAAGAAGUUUGUCUGGAUGGUUUGUUAUGAGCACAGUUAGGUAGUGUAUUAAACCCUGUGCUGUUUGUGCUCAGUGCAAAACACGGUCAGUUCUUCUAAUAAAUGUCUUGAUC
This is a messenger RNA of Cyprinus carpio (common carp), 4313 nucleotides long. Its product is annotated as NUAK family SNF1-like kinase 1. Gene Ontology annotation, molecular function: ATP binding; tau-protein kinase activity; protein serine/threonine kinase activity. NCBI's taxonomy places the organism in Eukaryota, Metazoa, Chordata, Actinopteri, Cypriniformes, Cyprinidae. Gene Ontology annotation, cellular component: cytoplasm. The record is from RefSeq and is a predicted model, not a curated record. Gene Ontology annotation, biological process: protein phosphorylation; microtubule cytoskeleton organization; intracellular signal transduction.